Molecule: messenger RNA, 2588 nt
Organism: Lampris incognitus (smalleye Pacific opah)
Lineage: Eukaryota; Metazoa; Chordata; Actinopteri; Lampriformes; Lampridae
Gene: ankrd6b
Product: ankyrin repeat domain 6b
Exons: 15
Coding region: 1-2499 (832 amino acids)
Cellular component (GO): cytoplasm; nucleus
Molecular function (GO): protein binding
Source: RefSeq, a predicted model, not a curated record
AUGAGCCAGCAGGAUGCGGCGGCGGUCCUCGCACUCUCCGAGCGCCUCCUCAUAGCCUCGCACAAGGGCCAGGCCGACAAUGUGGUCCAACUCAUCAACAAGGGAGCCAAAGUAGCCGUCACCAAGUACGGCAGAAGUCCCUUGCACCUGGCUGCCUAUAAGGGCCACAUCGAGGUGGUCCGUAUUCUGCUCAAAGCUGGCUGUGACCUGGACAUCCAAGACGAUGGGGAGCAGACAGCGCUGCACCGGGCUGCUGUGGUGGGAAACAGUGAUGUCAUCGCUGCCCUCAUCCAGGAAGGAUGUGCUCUGGACAGGCAGGACAAGGACGGCACCACUGCUUUACAUGAGGUGUCCUGGCACGGCUUCAGCCAGUCCGUCAAACUGCUGGUGAAGGCGGGGGCCAACGUCCACGCCAAAAACAAGGCAGGAAACACAGCUCUCCAUCUUGCGUGUCAGAACGGUCAUGCUCAGAGUUCGAAGGUGUUGCUGCUGGGAGGCUCCAGGCCCGACAGCAAGAACCACGUGGGGGAUACCUGCCUGCAUGUGGCGGCUCGCUACAACCACGUGGCGAUGAUCCGCAUCCUCCUGGGGGCCUUCUGCUCGGUGUCAGAGAAAAACCUGGCCGGUGAUACGCCGCUACACGUGGCAGCUGCUCUGAAUCAUAAGAAGACAGUACGUCUGCUGCUGGAGGCGGGCGCGGACAGCAGCAUCUGCAACAAUGCAGGCCAAACAGCACUGGACCAGGCCAGAGAACACAACAACCCAGAUGUGGCUCUCCUCCUGACCAAAGCCCCACAGGUCCAGAGCUUCUCACGUGGCCGCAGUGUCAGGAAGAGGAGAGACAAGCUGAAGGCAGAGGGCCGAGCCCAGUCUGUCCCCAGAGAUGAGAUGCUGCCCAGUAAGGACAGUGUUUCUGCAGCAGAUGACACCCACAGCAGUGACCUAGUCGCCUGCAAAAACACUGAACAAACAGAGCCAAGUGCCACGAAGGGAAAGACCAGGAAGCACAAGGAGAAAAAAAAGGGGCACAACCCCCCCACCCCAAAAAAAAACAGUGUGGCUGUUACUCUUAGAAAAAUAUUUGAAAUGACCAGUAGAAGAGAUGAACUUAUUAAUCACCUGAGGUGGCCUUGCUGUUGGCAGCCAUCUUUGUCCGACCCCCUGCGACGGAGAGAGAUGAGACGCAGUGACGCGGCUCAAAGGAGGAGUCGGGGGAAGCUGCAUGGCUCCUCCCCUCAGCCGCCCAUCCCGCCGCACAACUUUAAGGCCUAUCAGCUGUACACCCUCUACCGCGGCAAGGAUGGUAAGAUCAUGCAGGCCCCUCUGAAUGGCUGCCGCUGCGAGCCCCUCAUCAGCAAACUGGAGAACCAGCUGGAGGCCACCAAGGAGGAGAUGAAGACCGAGAUCCACACCGUCCAAGACCUGAUGAACAACAAGAUGGGUCAGCUGGACCGCAAGAACAAACACCAGAUCCGAGCCCUGGAUAAGAUGACCGUGGAGAGGGUGUCUGCAGAGCGGACCGAGUGUCUUCACAGAAUCGAACAGCGAGCCAUACAGGAAAGACUGGAAGGAGAGAGGCGACAGGCGUCAAUCGUCAAGGAGUUGAAAAACUGGUGCCUGUCCAAGCUGCAGAACAUGGAGGUGCGUUUCACCGGGGAGCCGCGCAGCAUCAACCUGCCCCGCUCGUCCUCCAUGACGGAGGGCCUGAGCGAGGCCGGCGAGGCCGGGCUCACCGAGCUGCCCACCGGUCAGGGGGGAAGCAGCCAGUGUCUCGCGGUCGAAGACGACGAUGACAAGAACACCUUUCCGGACUCCACCCAGGGUGAAUCCGGCGUGGCGGAGGGCGGAUCGGCCAACCACUACUUUGUGGUUCACGUGGACAGCUCUCCAGAUGGCGGCGAUAAGCAUCAUACUGCAGAAAUCACUCCUCCAGCUGCAGCCACGUGCCCGUUGCCAUCCGUCCAAGUGGUGCGGCCCAAGGAGCGCCUCGCCAUCUCUACUGAGACCCGGGGGAAGCACCAGGAACUGCAGGGCACAGACGCCACCGAAUACAGAGCGAACAGGGGCAGAGCCAGCAGCCUUUCCCCAGCUACAGAACGCCGCUGCAGCAGCCGGCACGAACGCAGAGACAGAGAGCGAGGCCGGGACAGGGGGAAGCGCCACAAGAGGCACUCCCAGGGCAGGACUAAGUCCAGGGGGGCUGCAGGGGCCACAGGGCAGGCAACGGGGGGAACUCAGACUCUGGAGGUGUUUGGCGAGCGGCCGGCCGAGCCCUCCUUCGCCCAGGAGAGGGAGAACAUGCACGCCCUGGAGGUGACCCAGUAUUUUUUCGAGGCGGUGUCGACACAGAUGGAGCGCUGGUACGAGAGGAAGAUCCAGGAAGCUCGCUGGCAGGCCGACCAGAGGGCGCAGGCCGACAGGGCUGCGCUGAUGGAGAGGAUCGCAUACCUGGAGGAUGAGCUACGCAUGCUGAGGACUAACAGACAUGACGACGGCUAGAUCUCACACACACACACACACUUACGGAUAGGGCCUCUCAGAACCACACUGGAUCCACCUGACAUUCGAAGCAGGGUGAAACCUCACAG